Hirundo rustica (Barn swallow) is the source of this 5775-nucleotide messenger RNA. RefSeq names its product nebulette (gene NEBL). NCBI's taxonomy places the organism in Eukaryota, Metazoa, Chordata, Aves, Passeriformes, Hirundinidae. Gene Ontology annotation, molecular function: actin filament binding. The record is from RefSeq and is a predicted model, not a curated record. The transcript has 30 exons. Gene Ontology annotation, biological process: cardiac muscle thin filament assembly. The coding region runs from base 460 to 3267 and encodes 935 amino acids. Gene Ontology annotation, cellular component: focal adhesion; Z disc.
ACCCUAAUGCAAAGAAGGAAAAUAAGAAAGCAGACUAAAUCUGCUUUAAAAAACACAUUUCCAAGGUACCCUAUUUUGGUGAAGAUCUUAGGAAGGACAGUAGAGUUAAUGAAGAUGAGGUCACUGAAUCACCCCUCUAUGGAGUAAGGCAGCGUCUUCCCAAGUAUCAGGAACUCCUCACUGAAGUCAAGUGAAGGAGAAGAAUAGGGAACAAGAAAAAUUAACAGCAGCAUCAAUUACUGCAUUUCACAAAACCAGCCCUGGCACAUCAACAAAGAUGGAGUUGUCCAAGAAAUAAGGAGGUAUGGGAAUCCUCCAGUAUGGAGGAUGUGGAAAUGUGGUCCUUAUUUAAAUGAGGAACUAAAGCACAGACAUUAUUCAUGCUAAUACAGAUGAAGCAUCCUCAACUCCAAAAGCAGUCGGCAUAUAUCACAGAAGUAAACACUGACACUGCACCCCAUGAGCAUAAGGAUAUCUUUCAGUUUCAUUGCAGCUGGAGUCAGUGACUUCAUACUGAAAAGGCUGGAUUUUAGACUACAGACCAUGCCAGUUUGUAAUAUUAAAAUGCGAGUGUCUGCCAUUCAGGAGCUCAGGGAGGAUGAAAAUGAGGAUUGGGAAGAAGAAGAAAAGAUCUUCCUCAAGCCUGUUAUUGAGGACAGAAAUAUGGAACUGGCCCGAAAAUGCAGUGAAUUAAUAAGUGAUGUACACUAUAAAGAAGAGUUUAAAAAAUCUAAAGGCAAGUGCAUAUUUGUACCUGACACCCCGCAGCUAAAACAUGUGAAAAGCCUUGGUGCUUUUAUUUCUGAGGUGAAAUAUAAAGGAGCUGCUAAGAAAGACCUUUCCAACUCUCUUUAUCAGCAGAUGCCAGCCACAAUUGACAGUGUAUUUGCGAAAGAAUUAAUGCACCUUCAGAGCAAGGUUCUCUAUAAACAAAAACAUGAUGCUGAGAAAGGAUUUUCAGACUAUGCACGUAUGAGGGAACCUCCAGAUGUUAAACAUGCCAUGGAAGUCAGUAAACAGCAAAGUGAUGUAUCCUAUAAGAAGGAUGUGCAAGAUACUCAUAGGUACACUGAAGUGCUGAACAGACCAGACAUAAAGAAGGCGACUGAGAUAACGAAGAUAAUAAGUGAUGCUAAAUACAAGAAAGGAAGGGGAGAGCUGAAUAAGGAAUCUGCUGUACUUGGAAGACCUGAUUUUGAACACGCUAAAGGAGUUUCAAAACUUCUAAGCCAAGUGAAAUACAAAGAGAAGUUCAGUAAGGAAAUGAAGAGUCACCAGUACAAUCCUCUUGACACUGUUUCCUUCAAGCAAGCACAGAUUGCAUCCACUUUGGCGAGUGAUGUGAGCUACAAGAAAGAUUUAGAAAGCCUACACGAUCCAGCCUCUGAUCUACCAAACCUGCUGCAUUUAAACCACGCUUUAACUAUCAGCAAAACACAGAGUGAUGUCAAGUACAAGGAAAAUUAUGAAAAAUCUAAAGGCCGAUCAAUGCUGGAGUUUGUGGAUACACCAAUGUAUCAAGUUUCAAAGGAGGCUCAAAAGAUGCAAAGUGAGAAAAUGUACCGCAGAGAUUUUGAAGAGGGGAUCAAGGGAAGACCUUCACUGGAUUUAGACAAGACCCCAGAGUUCUUGCAUAUAAAACAAGUCACUAAUCUUCUGAAAGAGAAAGAGUAUCGAAAAGAUUUGGAAGAAGGGGUGAAAGGAAAAGGAAUGACAGUGUUUGAAGAUACACCAGAUUUGAUUAGAGUGAAAAAUGCAGCUCAGAUACUAAAUGAGAGGCAAUACAAGAAAGACUUGGAAACUGAAAUCAAAGGGAAAGGCAUGGAAGUUGGUCCAGAUACACCUGAGAUAAGACGAGCCAAGAAAGCUUCUGAAAUUGCAAGCAUGAAAGAAUACAAGAAAGACUUGGAGAAUGAAAUUAAAGGAAAGGGAAUGGAAGUGUGUACGGAUACCCUUGAUAUACAACGAGCCAAGAAAGCUUCUGAAAUUGUCAGCCAGAAAAUGUACAAAGAUGAAGCAGAGAAGAUGCUCUGUAACUAUUCUGCUGUCUCAGACACUCCUGAGAUGGAGAGGAUAAGAAGUACUCAGAAAAACAUCAGUUCAGUGCUUUAUAAGAAGGAAGUAGGAGCUGGCACAGCAGUAAAAGAUACUCCAGAGAUUGAAAGAGUAAAGAAAAAUCAACAGAACAUUAGUUCGAUUAAAUACAAGGAAGAAAUUCGGCAUGCAACAACUAUCUCUGAUCCACCUGAACUAAGGAGAGUUAAGGAAAACCAGAAGAAUAUUAGCAAUGUUCAGUACAAAGAACAGCUCUGCAAAGCUACACCUGUGAGUGUCACCCCUGAGAUGGAAAGAGUCAAGAGGAAUCAAGAGAAUGUCAGCAUGGUUCACUACAGAGAACAGCCUGGCAAAGCUACUGCUGUGAGUGUCACUCCUGAGAUGGAGAGAGUCAGGAAGAAUCAAGAUAAUAUCAGCUCGGUCAAGUACAGCAGUGAUCAGAGGCAGAUGAAAGGUAGACGUAGUGUGAUUCUAGACACACCUGAGCUAAGGCAUGUCAAAGAAACACAAAACAACAUCUCAAUGGUAAAAUAUCAUGAAGACUUUGAGAAGACAAAGGGCAGAGGCUUCACCCCAGUGGUAGAUGAUCCUAUAACAGAGCGUGUACGGAAAAACACCCAAAUUGUGAGUGAUGCGGCAUAUAAAGGUGUGCAUCCACAUAUUGUUGAAAUGGAUAGAAGACCUGGAAUAAUCGUUGAUCUUAAAGUUUGGCGCACAGAUCCUGGCUCCAUCUUCGACAUUGAUCCUCUGGAGGACAAUAUUCAGUCUAGGAGUCUGCAUAUGCUUUCUGAAAGAGCAAGCCGUUACAGUAAGCAGUAUUUACAUUCUACCAGUCUGGGAGAUUAUAAAUCAGAUGGCUCUGACACGAACCCUACCUUUUCUUACUGCAGUGAGAUAACAAGGCCAUCUGAUGAAGGAGCCCCUGUUCUCCCUGGGGCAUAUCAACAAAGCCAGACUCAAGGAUAUGGAUACAUGCACCAGACCAGUAUGUCAUCCAUGAGGUCCAUGCAUUCACAGCCUCAUUCAGCAAGUCUGAGAACGUACAGAGCUAUGUAUGACUACAGCGCUCAAGACGAAGAUGAAGUUUCCUUCAGGGAUGGUGAUUAUAUCAUCAAUGUGCAACCAAUUGAUGAUGGCUGGAUGUAUGGUACUGUUCAGAGAACUGGGAAAACAGGAAUGCUUCCAGCAAAUUAUAUUGAGUUUGUUAACUAAUUUUUGUCUCUAGUCCUUUGAGCUUUAUUAUGAUUUACUUAAAAUCUAACGUUUUAGAAGAAAUUAGAAGAAUCUUUUAAGAGUUCAUGAUCAUUAUUUUAUCACUACUGUAACAGUUUGCAUUCUCACUCAGAAUCCGUUUUAGAGUCCUUUAAAUGAAAAAAUAAAUAAUACACAAGAAGCUCAGAGCUUUGAAAACAGCAUUGUUGAUAAUAACAGAGUUCUCUCAAAAUGAAAAACAUAUAUGGAAGCCUGGUGCUGCCAGUCAUAUAAAGACUUCAAUCAAUUAAUUGUAAAGGGGUGAUGCCUUUUCCUUAAACCUCAAAGAUAUUAUAGCCAUAAAAUUGAUUCACUUCUUAUGGCACUCUGAAAUCACAAGAGGUUAACACGUUGAGUUUGAACACAUCUUCAAAUUAUUAGGGAAACGUUUAAUGUUAAGCAGUCAGCUUCCUAAUAAAAAUUAAUAUGUUGAGUAGAUAAUUUAGUCAUUUGAAAUAGAGACAGGUAAUAUGCCAGUAAAAAAAAAAGAAAAAAAAAUUAAAAAAAUCCCCUACUGCCUGGCAGCCUUACAGUAAAUAUAUCUAUUUUGAAAGCAAAAAUUUCCUGAUUCUUGCAUAUCCACAUUUUUUCUUGGAUUGGCCAUUUUUUUUCUUAUUUCCAAGUGAUCUAUUAGCUUUGCUUCCAUCCUAAUCCAUAAAUUAGAUCCAGGUCUGGAUUCAUGGCUCUUCAGUAUAUUUUCUGCAGAAGAUUCCUUGCAAAGACUAUCUAAAACAUAAAACCUGUCAGCUCUUCUGUUUCCUCGUAAUAGUACUUAGCAUUUAAAUAGGAACUUUCAUUAGGGCAACGUACAACCAAUACUUCAUGUUAGCUCCUUUACCGUCACCUGUAGUGCUGUAAAUAACUAUCCCACGUGCGGCCCCGGUGCUGUGCAGUCACACAGAGCCUGCAGUCACAUCCCCUUCUCGCCACAGGUAACUCGCUGAAUGGCUGCUUUGCUGAUGAGCCGAUGUCCCUCCCCCUGCCGCAGAAACACUUGUGUCUCCAUCGAGCAGUGGAGGAGAGCUCUGGUUCUUGUAGUGCACCUCAGAUCAAUAGCCUAUUGCUUCAGUUUGCUCCCAAAUUCUUGGUGAUCCAACAGUGGGUUGUACGCUUGCCAAAUGAUUAAUGAUGGAGAAGAAUUAUGUUUUAGUGAAUCUUUCUCACAACUGACAUUGAAGGGAAAGCUAACUAAGCAAAAUCCAACAUACUCUAUGCCAUUAUGUUUCAGUUUAGCCAUCUGUCGAAAGCACUUCAAAUAUUCUGCUGACAAACCUUCAAAUGUGUGCUAAUUUGGUGUCAGUUAACUUACAGCCAGAACUGAGAGAUCCAGGUCUCAGUCUGUGACGUUGGGAGAGCAUCUAACAGCUGGUGACACAGUGGAUCUGUAUGAGGGAUUUUGUCUGCAGGCUUGGGUCACAGGCAACUUGUUUUUCCUGAGACUGGGUGCUGCAUCCCCUUACAGGGAGAAAUUGUGGAAGGAAGGACAAAAGAGUUAAAGAUUCACGUGAGAAAUUAUUUAUGUGGAUGCAGAGAUGUGUAAGGAAGAAAAUAUUUUUCUGAUAUAAUAAUUUGUGGAGUUCAGCCAUGUGCUAAGGAAGUUAACUUUGGAUUAGCCCUCUGAAUAUUGAGUCUGCACUGGCUUUCUUUCAUUUCUAAAAUUUUUAAAGUAGAAUUAUAUAGAGAGCUUUUAGACAAUUUUGUAUUUCUCAUCUCACAUAGUAGGCAACCCUGCAAUAACUGUUUAAAUAAUAAAUAAGGAAUGAAGUAUGGAUUUGUUAUGUAAACUGAAAUUUGUCAAUGCAAAUACCUGCAAGUUCUAUUUUUAUACAGUUUUUGCAUAUAAUUUCUGAAGAAUUGGAAAGCUUAUGCAAUUUUAUUUUGGGUCUUGCUAACACAGGAAUGAUACCAGCCGCCAAGCAGAAUGGAAUGACUGCAUUAAAAAAAAAAGAAAAAAAUUAAAAAUGUCCAUGACUGUGGAAUUACCUGUGCUAUCUUGUCAGCAGCCUAAUUUCAAGUCUAAAGCUGCCCAGAGUAACUAACUUCAAGAAAUGUGUUUUAAAAGCAGAAUUCCAUGACUGUAAAUAUGCAGCUUGUAGAGCUGACUGCUGUGAUUUAAAAUUCUUGCAAGUUCUGCAUAAGGAGCUGCUCUUGCAACAGACCCUUGUGCAUUACUGGUGACGUCCACAUGAAAUCAGCAAGUCAAAUGGCUUGUCUAAAGGCUGAUGUGGCAUGCUGAACUAGAAGAUCUGAAACAAGCAGUUUGCUUCUGUGAUGGUUUUCAUCAUUGACCAUCAACAGCGAGGAGAGGAAUUCCAUCUUCUGCUGGCUGGUAAAUAUUUCAAAUGAUGCCUGAGGCACAAUUGGCUGUCCCUUGCUGUUGUGCUGCUCUGUUAGUUGUAUAAUGCUGACAACAAAAACAAGGUGUCAGUUUGCUAACCAAAUAUGAAUAAAAAAGAAAUAUAGAGAAUA